Pundamilia nyererei is the source of this 2146-nucleotide messenger RNA. It is a transcript of the gene six2a, whose product is annotated as SIX homeobox 2a. Gene Ontology annotation, biological process: regulation of transcription by RNA polymerase II; kidney development. The transcript is spliced from 2 exons. Gene Ontology annotation, cellular component: nucleus; transcription regulator complex. NCBI's taxonomy places the organism in Eukaryota, Metazoa, Chordata, Actinopteri, Cichliformes, Cichlidae. The record is from RefSeq and is a predicted model, not a curated record. Gene Ontology annotation, molecular function: DNA-binding transcription factor activity, RNA polymerase II-specific; RNA polymerase II cis-regulatory region sequence-specific DNA binding. The coding region runs from base 316 to 1188 and encodes 290 amino acids.
GAGCCCGGUCUCCGGGAGUAGUUUAUGUUGAAACGGCAUAGAAAAGGUGGAGGACGGUGGAAGGAGUUGCAACUUUCUUUCUUAGCAACUUUAUGGAGAAUAGUCGCCUGGGGUUUCGCAUGGCUGAACGGACUUGAGCUUAUUCCAUAAUACGCAGUUGGACUUUGCCUAACCUUGGGCACUUUUACGUUUUAGGUAACUCUUUUGGGGACUUUUUGACGCUUAUGGACUUAAUGCGUUUUGAUUUAAUGAGACACUGAGAGGAGAGACGUGGAAGUAAGGUACAAUAUAAUCUGUAUUGGUUUACUUGUCGCCAUGUCCAUGCUUCCGACGUUUGGUUUUACGCAAGAACAAGUGGCUUGUGUCUGCGAAGUCCUCCAGCAAGGGGGGAACAUCGAGCGUCUUGGGCGCUUUCUGUGGUCCCUCCCGGCGUGCGAGCACCUCCACAAAAAUGAGAGUGUUCUCAAAGCGAAAGCCGUAGUUGCUUUUCAUCGGGGGAACUUCCGAGAGCUCUACAAGAUCCUGGAGAGCCACCAGUUUUCGCCGCACAACCACCCGAAGCUGCAACAGCUGUGGCUCAAAGCGCACUACAUCGAGGCAGAGAAGCUGAGAGGCCGUCCGCUCGGCGCCGUAGGGAAGUACCGCGUCCGGAGAAAGUUCCCCCUGCCCCGCUCUAUCUGGGACGGAGAGGAGACGAGCUAUUGCUUCAAAGAGAAGAGCAGGAGUAUCCUCCGAGAGUGGUACACCCACAACCCUUAUCCAUCCCCACGGGAGAAAAGAGAGCUGGCCGAGGCCACGGGACUCACGACCACGCAAGUCAGCAACUGGUUCAAAAACCGACGGCAGAGAGAUCGAGCGGCUGAGGCAAAGGAAAGAGAAAACAACGAGAACUCCAACGGCAACAGUCACAACCCAUUGACUUCUUCUAUUAAUGGAAAUAAAACUAUUUUGGGGAGCUCGGACGACGAUAAAACACCUUCUGGGACUCCGGAUCAUACGUCUCCGAGUCCGGCUCAGCUCCUCGGCGCAAACCCCGGUUUACCGUCCCUGCAUGGCCUUGCGCCCCCGCCGGGACCCAGCGCAAUCCCGGUACCCAGCGGCCCAGACUCGAUGCACCAUCACCACUCAUUGCAUCAUGACACCAUACUGAACCCUAUGUCUUCUAAUCUAGUGGACCUCGGCUCUUAAAAGCCGUCACUGAAUGGAGCGCCAUUUUUUGGGGAAAAUAAUUUACGAGGUGGUGUGAGUUAAGCUUCAAGCACUUGCGGCACGGUGCAAGGCAGACAGACUGGAACACUGCGAAAACAGCCACCGUAACAAAUCAUUUAGUCUCAUAUUCAACCUUUAAAAUCUUUUUCAACAAGUGGAGAGAGGAAAACCUGCCAGUGAGCGCAACACCUCCUCUUAUCCCCAAACUGAACGAGCCCUUGUUUCGGGGAUUUUCUAGAAUCAAGAGUUCAGAGCAGAGCACUUAAGAACUUUCCAAAUAUACUUAAACAGGACCCUACCGAACUUUUCCCCCUCGUUAAUUCGCUUGAGGAAAAUAUAAUUUGGAAAAAGUAAGUAAAAGUAGUAGUUUCUUGAGAUGGCUUGUUUUGCUGCAGGGCUGGGGAUAAAAAAUUGAUAAAAAGAAAGAACAGAAGAAAAGAAGGAAGGAAGAAAGAAAACUUUACCGGAAUGUAAAAACGUAAUAUGUUAUAUUGUUGAAAACAAUAACAAUAAAGUGUCUUAAUUCUUGUUACUAUUAGCCUACAGUUGUUAUUUUAGGGGUUUAGAUUAACCUUUAUCACCAGACUCUAUGGGCACAAAGUUACGUGUACCCAUCGCCUUUCUGUUUACAUGGGGUUUUUAAAGAGAGCCAUAAACGGUUAUUUUUGUUUGUUUGUUUGUUUGUUUGUUUGUUUGUUUGUUUGUUUGUUUGUCUGGGGGAGGGUGGGCUGAUGGAGUAUGCCAGUUAAACGUGUCUCAUAGGGGCUGUGAUAAGAUAAAAUAUUCUAACCCCUUGAUAUUAUUGUUAUAAUUAUUUGCAUUUUAAUUUGGGGAGAGACUGCAUGUAAACUCUGCGAUAAAUGAUGAAACAUAAAACGAUUCACCUAUAGUUUCAUAUACCCUUUACAAUAAAAAAAAAAGAAACACGUGGAAUAAA